AUUUGGUAAACUCGGUCUACGAACUGCUCAGCAUGUCUUCUCAUUCUCAUUCUCAUUCUCAACUUAAAUCACAUCAACAAUCUUCAUCAUCAUCACAACUUCAAUCUGAUUUGACUUCAUCAACUAAUAGUAACACUACCUCACCCUCUCAACCACAACCAUUACCACCUAAACCAACUCGAUCUCAAUUAAAGAAUCAAUCAAGAGUUCUAGAUUCAUUCUUACCUUCAUCUCAGAAAGUCAACAUAGCUCAAUUUGCAAAACAAACUUAUCAACUUAUAAAACCUUCAAAAGAUUUCGACCUUAAUGAUUGGUCAACCGAUUUACCUUCAAAUCAACUUGACUCACUCGUUCGAUCUUUCUUCUCGAUCUCACCACUCCAUUGAUUCCUAUCUACAAGGAUUCUAAUCUGAUAUCAGAACUACGUGAUCAUCAACAUGAAUUAGCAACUCCUUAUGGUUCUUUACACGCUCUUCAUACUCUCGAUCAAUCAUCUCGACCAGAAGAUGCAGAAGACUCUAUCCCAGUUCACGAUACUCAACCUGAUCCAAGACCUACUAAACGUCCUAGAUUUCUAGAACAAACGCCUACUCCAUAUCUGGCUAAUAUCUUGGAGAAUCGUCGACAAAACUCAUUUUCUUCCGCUCAAACUUCUACAUCGGACAUUCCAGUCACUCCUCUCAACCCACCCGAUUAUCUUGAUCCCACACUCUUUUCUCGACCUACUACAUCACUUUCUACA
Molecule: messenger RNA, 742 nt
Organism: Melampsora larici-populina 98AG31
Lineage: Eukaryota; Fungi; Basidiomycota; Pucciniomycetes; Pucciniales; Melampsoraceae
Exons: 3
Coding region: 33-386 (117 amino acids)
Source: RefSeq, a predicted model, not a curated record